AUGCCUGGCACUGAUGAUGAUGAGGUAGACCCUCAUGUUAAGACCUUAAAAGAAUACAUGGUGCAUUUUGAGAUUAGAACUAGUACCUUCCAGGCUUUGCCAAACUUCUAUGGAAGAAAAAAUGAGAACCCGUACUACCACAUUAGAGACAUUGAGGAACUAUGUGGUACAGUGAAAAUUAAAGAUUUGACCGAUGAAUAUUUGAGAUUGAGAUUGUUUCCUUUCUCUUUGAAAGAUAAGGAAAAAUCGUGGCUUGAUGCAUUACCGUCUUCUUUCAACCACACUUGGGAUGCGAUGACGAAGUUAUUUUUGCGCAAAUUUUUUCUUAGGCAUAAAACCACAUCUUUACGUCAAAGUCUUAAUAGUUUCUCGCAGCAAGAAGGAGAAUCCCUUUAUGAUUACUUAGAGAGGUUCCAUGAUAUCUUGUUGCAAUGUCCGCACCAUGGAUUUGAUACCGUGACACUCACUAUGAUUCACUAUGAAGGAUUAGAUCACAAAAUUACGACCACGGUAGAAUCAUCAUCCGGGGGUAAUUUUCAGGACAAAAGUGCUAAUGAGGGGUAUAAAUUUUUGCAUGAUGUAGAUGAAAAAACUCAGGAAUGGGACGCUAAGGAACGCAUUAGGAAAUUUGUACCUAAUAAGAGUGGUGUGCACAGAGUUGAUAUCAAGUUUGGCUCUGAUGCCAAAAUUUUUGUUAUGGAAAGGCGAAUUGAGUCGUUAGAACAAAGUCAGUUUACUUCUAGACCGUUUGUAUACCAUUCAUUUGAUGAUAAUCGCCAAAGAUUUGACCCUUACUCGAACACAUAUAACCCAGGGUGGUCGAGACACCAUAACUCUUCAUGGUCAAGUGUCAAUAUCAGACCAACCAAGUAG
Messenger RNA from Papaver somniferum (opium poppy), 873 nucleotides. RefSeq lists its product as uncharacterized. The transcript is spliced from 2 exons. NCBI's taxonomy places the organism in Eukaryota, Viridiplantae, Streptophyta, Magnoliopsida, Ranunculales, Papaveraceae. Bases 1 to 873 code for a protein of 290 amino acids. The record is from RefSeq and is a predicted model, not a curated record.